This is a messenger RNA of Puccinia graminis f. sp. tritici CRL 75-36-700-3, 1694 nucleotides long. RefSeq lists its product as uncharacterized. The record is from RefSeq and is a predicted model, not a curated record. Gene Ontology annotation, cellular component: intracellular membrane-bounded organelle; cytosol; membrane. Gene Ontology annotation, molecular function: oxysterol binding. Gene Ontology annotation, biological process: endocytosis; maintenance of cell polarity; exocytosis. Bases 106 to 1332 code for a protein of 408 amino acids. NCBI's taxonomy places the organism in Eukaryota, Fungi, Basidiomycota, Pucciniomycetes, Pucciniales, Pucciniaceae. The transcript is spliced from 14 exons.
AUCCCUCCUCCACACCAUUCCAACCUCAACUCUCAAGGAAAACCAACAACACAAUCCCAGACGAAAAACCAAGCACACAACUGCACAGAAAUAAAAAACAUCGAAAUGGCCACCGAGGAAGAAGCAGUAGUACCCACCAACCAACGAAGCUCGUGGACGAGUUUCUUGAAAUCUAUCGCAACCUUUUCUGGGGAUCUGAGCUCAUUAACCGCUCCCUCGUUCAUACUCAGUCCUACAAGUUUAUGUGAAUUUCCAUCAUAUUGGGGAGAGCCACAUCGAGAAUUUGCGGCUAUUUCGACCGGAAAGAAUCCUGAGGAACGUAUGGUCUUGACGCUCCGUUGGUUUAUCUCGACUUUGAAAGGUCAAUUUACUAGACGAGAGACUCAGACUGGAACAGAAAAGAAACCAUUAAACCCGAUCCUCGGAGAACUCUUCCUAGGCAGUUGGAAUUCCGGCCCCUCUACUGAUGAAAACAGUACUGGAGAACUAAGAUUAUGGACGGAGCAGGUCUCUCAUCAUCCACCCGUGUCAGCUUAUUGCUUGAUAAAUGCCAAAGCAGGGGUUUCUUAUCAAGGCCACUGUGGUCAAAAGACUUCGUUUAGUGGGAAAAGUGUCAUUGUCAAACAAGUCGGACAUGGACUUCUUAGAAUCAAAUUACCCGAUAACACUAUUGAAUCUUAUCUGAUCACUCUACCCAAGCUGCGUAUCGAAGGUCUAUGGAUGGCUAGUCCCUACAUUGAGUUGACUGAAAAUUCUCACAUUCAGUCCUCGUCUGGGUACCAUACUGUCUUGGAAUUCAAAGGAAAAGGUUAUUUUUCGGGGAAGGCGCAUUCAUUUACGGCGAAGAUAUACAGUCAGCCGAAGAUCACAUCCGGGGUAAGCCCGGUUUAUGAGAUCGAAGGACAAUGGCAUGGGUUGUCGAAGUUUGUCAAACAAGUGCCUAAAUGGUGGCAAGGAUCAGGAGAGAAAUUCUUGGAUCAGACGGAAGAGAAACUUGACGAGAUCACCGUCCAAGAUAUCUCUAAACAAGGCCCACUCGAAAGUCGACGGGUUUGGAAAGAUGUGGCGGAUGGGAUUCGCAGUGGGGAUUUCGAAGCUGCCAGUUCGGCUAAAUCAAGGCUAGAGAAUGAACAAAGAGCUAAAAGGAAGGAAGAGUUGGCCAAUGGAACUCCAUGGCAAAUGUCACAUUUCGAUCGGGUAGAUUCGGAUGAAGAAUAUGCCCGAUUGGCCGAAAUGUGCGGCCAUUCUCCCCCCACUGAAGAAGCUUAUUAUUUCAAGUUCGAAAACGAGUACAUCCAAGAAACUCUUUCGAAGCAACAACAACAAGAAUGAUGAUUAUAACGGGCUUAUUCUUCAAGAGAGCUGAGGACGGGCAGGAUUCGGUUUAUUUUCUCUCCAUUUAUCAUUUAUCAUAAAUCAUCCAAAUAAAAUCUAAAACACAUAAAAACAACAGAAAAAAGCGAAAAAUCAAAUAUCUGAAUAUCAUUUAUACAAGAACAACCAUUAAUUAAUACUAAUCUUCAGUGAUUGCGGGCCGAAACAACGAAGUUGAUUAGUCCUUUUUCCUUUUUUUUCAUGUUCACCUUCUGAUCAGUCUCUCUUGAAUGAUUAUAUGCGAGUGUAUAUAUCUUGGUUGUUUGUGUAUGAACAUAAUUUCCGAAAGAAUAAAAGAAGAAGAAGAAACAGGUUUUUAG